This is a messenger RNA of Triticum urartu, 795 nucleotides long. RefSeq names its product pathogenesis-related protein 1. The record is from RefSeq and is a predicted model, not a curated record. NCBI's taxonomy places the organism in Eukaryota, Viridiplantae, Streptophyta, Magnoliopsida, Poales, Poaceae.
GAUCGAUAUCAAAGCUCGAGGAAGACCUCAGUUAAUCUGCAAAGACACAAUCACACAACCACACACGUCAGUCAGUUACAAUAGUGUGUCCGGCGACCUGGGGUGGUACGGUCAUCAUGGCAACACAGAAGCUAGCCAUCUCCAUGGCCAUUUCGGCUGCGGUCCUGGUCGCCGCGCUCGCCCAGAACUCCCCGGAGGACUACGUCGGGCUCCACAACGCGGCGCGCAGUGCGGCCGGCGCGCGACCGGUGGCGUGGGACGACGAGAUGGCGCGGGAAGCAGGGAAGCGCACUGAGCGCGGCUGUGGGCUACGUAGCCCGGACGGCGCCGGCUACGUCAACGUACCCGGCCACCACAGGUAUGGCGAGAAUCUCUUCCAGUUCCAUGGCUCGCCGGAAAAGGCAUGGAACGCGGGAGAUGCUUUGGAUGCGUGGACGGCGCCGGCGGCGAGGGAGUACGUUCAGGUCGUGUGGCCGGACUCCACCAAGAUCGGCUGCGCACGUGCCAUCUGCGACCACGGUCGCGGCGUCUUCAUAAGUUGCAACUACGAGCCUGCUGUGAAUGAGAACUUCGGAAGGGCGGCACUUCCUUACAUGUGUAGGUUCAACAUUAGUCGUUGCUUCAAUUGUACCAUAUGCUAGACAUUGUUGAAUGCGUAUUUGAUCACUACUAGCCAAUGUACCUUGAGACCUAGAAUUUUCUUGUGGUGGCCUAUUUUCACCAUCAACCCUCUCACAGAGAUUUGUGCUGCAAGAAUGGCUAAAGAUUUGUCGCUUCAGUUCAUGCAAAAAGUUA